Lichtheimia ornata is the source of this 2355-nucleotide messenger RNA. Its product is annotated as aconitate hydratase, mitochondrial. Gene Ontology annotation, cellular component: mitochondrion; cytosol. The record is from RefSeq and is a predicted model, not a curated record. The transcript has 6 exons. Gene Ontology annotation, biological process: tricarboxylic acid cycle. Lineage: Eukaryota; Fungi; Mucoromycota; Mucoromycetes; Mucorales; Lichtheimiaceae. Gene Ontology annotation, molecular function: aconitate hydratase activity; 4 iron, 4 sulfur cluster binding. Bases 1 to 2355 code for a protein of 784 amino acids.
AUGAAACCUUAUCAAAUUUUUUCGCGACUUGCAAGGACAACUUCCCAGCUACGUGUUCCAUCACGUACUUACGCUCAGUCUGCUGGCAUUUGGGCUGACCAAAAGGUCUCCAUGUCCAAUCUGGAGAAGGACAAGUACAUUAAUUACCAGAGGAUUGAAGACAACCUGGCCACGGUUCGAAAAAGGCUUAAUCGCCCCUUAACCUUGUCAGAAAAGGUCGUGUAUGGCCAUUUGGACGAUGCUGAAAACCAAGACAUUGUUCGUGGCAAGUCAUAUCUCAAGCUUCGACCUGACCGUGUGGCGUGUCAAGAUGCCACAGCACAAAUGGCACUUUUACAAUUCAUGUCGGCAGGACUUCCUUCUGUUGCUGUACCUACCACUGUUCAUUGUGAUCAUUUAAUCCAGGCACAAGUGGGCGGUGAACAAGAUUUGGCACGCGCCAUUGAUAUCAAUAAGGAAGUAUACGACUUUCUUGCUACAGCUUCAGCCAAGUAUGAUAUUGGUUUUUGGCGCCCUGGUUCAGGCAUUAUUCAUCAAAUCAUUUUGGAGAACUAUGCGUUCCCUGGUGGUCUCAUGAUUGGUACGGAUUCCCACACUCCUAAUGCUGGUGGCCUUGGAAUGGUUGCCAUAGGCGUUGGUGGUGCCGAUGCAGUGGAUGUCAUGGCCGAUUUGCCUUGGGAACUAAAAUGUCCCAAAGUGAUUGGUGUCAAGCUCACAGGUGAAAUGAGCGGCUGGACUUCCCCCAAAGAUGUCAUCUUAAAGGUGGCUGGCAUCUUGACUGUCAAAGGUGGUACAGGUGCAAUUGUUGAAUACCAUGGCCCUGGUGUUGAUUCUCUCUCAUGCACCGGCAUGGGCACUAUUUGCAAUAUGGGUGCAGAGAUUGGUGCCACAACGUCCAUGUUCCCCUUCAAUAAGCGUAUGGCUGAUUACCUUCGCGCUACCAACCGCUCUGACAUUGCAAAGUAUGCUGAAUCCUUCCAGCAAAAUUUGCGUGCCGAUGAAGGUGCACAAUAUGAUGAGCUCAUUGAGAUCGAUCUCAACAAGCUUGAGCCUCAUAUCAACGGUCCCUUUACACCGGAUCUCGCCACUCCAUUAUCCAAAUUCAAGGAUGAAGUCGCCAAGAAUGAUUGGCCAAAGGAGCUCAAGGUCGGCUUGAUUGGGUCAUGCACCAAUUCGUCGUAUGAGGAUAUGACAAGAUCGGCAUCCAUUUGCCAACAAGCGAUUGAUCAUGGCCUUAAGACCAAGUCUACAUUUACCAUCACCCCUGGUUCGGAGCAAAUCCGAGCUACUAUUGAGCGUGACGGCAUCAUGGAUACGCUGACUAAAGCUGGUGGCCUUGUGUUGGCCAAUGCUUGUGGCCCGUGCAUUGGACAAUGGGAUCGACAUGAUGUCAAGAAAGGAGAAAAGAAUUCAAUCAUUACCUCGUACAAUCGCAACUUUACAGGACGCAAUGAUGCCAACCCUGCAACCCAUGCCUUUGUAGCAUCGCCGGAAAUUGUUACUGCAUUUGCCAUUGCUGGUGAUAUGUCAUUCAACCCCAUGACGGAUUCUUUGACCGACGCUAAUGGCAAGGCUUUCAAGUUGCAACCUCCUACAGGCGAUGAGUUGCCAUCCAAAGGUUAUGACCCUGGUGAGAAUACAUACCAAGCUCCACCUGAAAACAGAACCCAAGUGAAUGUGGCAGUAUCGCCAACAUCCAACCGCCUUCAAUUGUUGAAGCCAUUUGACAAGUGGAACGGCAAAGACAUUACCGAAGUCCCAAUCCUUAUCAAGGUCAAAGGAAAGUGCACAACGGAUCACAUUUCGAUGGCUGGACCCUGGCUCAAGUACCGUGGUCACUUGGAUAACAUUUCCAACAACAUGUUGAUUGGUGCCAUCAAUAUUGUCAAUGGUGAGGCUAACAAGAUCAAGAACGUCUUCACUGGUGAAUUUGGUGGUGUUCCUGAUGUUGCCCGUGACUACAAGGCUCGUGGUGUAAAGUGGGUUGUCGUGGGAGAUGAGAAUUACGGUGAAGGCUCUUCUCGUGAGCAUGCUGCAUUGGAACCUCGUUAUCUCAAUGGUGCCGCUAUUAUCACCAAAUCAUUUGCUCGUAUUCAUGAGACCAACUUGAAGAAGCAGGGUAUGCUUCCUUUGACGUUUGCUAACCCUGCCGAUUACGAUCGGGUGAAGCCUGAGGACAAGGUCGAUAUUUUGGGUCUCACUGAUUUCCAAGAAGGCAAACCAUUGACCAUGCGUCUUCAUCAUCAAGAUGGAUCAACUGAAGAUAUCACUCUUAACCACUCUUUCAACGCUGGUCAAAUUGAAUGGUUCAAGGCCGGCUCUGCUCUUAACUUGAUGCGUGAAAAGACUGCAUAA